Molecule: messenger RNA, 1059 nt
Organism: Haemonchus placei
Lineage: Eukaryota; Metazoa; Nematoda; Chromadorea; Rhabditida; Trichostrongylidae
Source: the annotation of a GenBank genome assembly
AAUUUUAACGGAUGUGAUCGCCUCGACAACGAUGAAAGAUGCUCCAUAUCCUCAGGAAUAUGCUCAUGUUCCCAUAUUGCAUAUUUGCGAAUUCUGUUUGAAAUAUAUGAAAACGGAGGCGAUUUUGGCGCAACAUAUGGUGAGUUUUCCAGCUUGGGAUGUGCGCAUCUAUUUAAACGCAUCCAUCUAAAUUUGUUCCACCUUCUUUGGAGUGCAGCCUUUAGCCUUAGUUUUUUCCUAAUAAGUGUUGGUGGCUGUUUUUUUUUCUUUAAAAAAUGUGAAUGGCGCCAUCCGCCUGGUAAUGAGAUCUAUCGUAACAAUAAUGUUUCUGUAUUCGAAGUGGAUGGCAAUGUUUCAAGAAUAUACUGCCAAAACCUGUGUUUGAUUGCAAAAUUAUUUCUCGACCAUAAAACGUUAUACUAUGAUGUGGAACCCUUUCUAUUUUACGUUGUCACCAAGAAUGACGAAUACGGAUUUCAUUUAGUUGGAUAUUUCUCGAAGGAAAAAUACAGCCAACAGAAGUUCAACUUAUCCUGCAUUGUAACCUUGCCAUGUUUUCAAAAACAGGGAUUCGGCCGCUUUCUUAUAGAUUUUAGUUUUCUACUAUCGCGUCGUGAACAUAUGAUGGGCACGCCAGAGCGACCAUUGUCGGAUUUGGGCAGAAUUUCUUAUGCAAGUUACUGGAGGACUGCCUUAUUUGAAUACAUACACGAACACGUGCCGAAAAAUAGCACAAAGAAGUUGUUGCUCACUGGUGAGCUUUUCACUGCCUUUCUAUUUUUAAACGACCUAUUGAUUGCUACGAUCAAUCGCUCCUUCUCCCCUUUCAGCCCUUUACUCUCAUUUUGUUUGCCAUCGGUUUCGUUGUAUACUUUGUUCAAUAACUAUUUAUUUCUUUUUAAAGAUCUCGCAAAAGCCACUGGUAUAGCUGUGCACGACAUCGUUGAAGUUUUCGAUGCGUUACGAUGGUUCCAAAAGCAAAACGGCAGGUGGGAAAUGUUGAUUUUAAACCAGGCUUUGGGUUCAAUUUCAGUUCAUUCUAGGUUAGCAUCUGCUUAG